Argentina anserina (silverweed cinquefoil) is the source of this 1792-nucleotide messenger RNA. Its product is annotated as protein PEP-RELATED DEVELOPMENT ARRESTED 1, chloroplastic. Gene Ontology annotation, cellular component: chloroplast nucleoid. Gene Ontology annotation, biological process: regulation of DNA-templated transcription. The transcript is spliced from 9 exons. The record is from RefSeq and is a predicted model, not a curated record. Bases 1 to 1194 code for a protein of 397 amino acids. NCBI's taxonomy places the organism in Eukaryota, Viridiplantae, Streptophyta, Magnoliopsida, Rosales, Rosaceae.
AUGUUGCAGAGCACCACCACCAUCUUCUUCCCCACUCUUUCAUUCUCACCAUCACAAUCUCGCCACCCAAUUACUCUCCUCUCUCUCCCAUCCUUUUCAUAUCACUACACUCAUUCCCAGUUCCCUCCAAAUCAUCAACCCAAAAAGAAGCCGCAAUUCCAGCGACUCUGUGGCUCUUACGAGGUCGGUGGAGGCUUCCCAGAUGACGUAUUGGGCGCCCAAAACCGGGAUAAAACCACCCAAGAGAAGACCGACCCGGCCCAGAUUGAAGCCCUCCUCAAAGGUGGAGAGCAAGUCACUUCUGUCCUCGAAGAAAUGAUCACCCUCUUGGAAGACAUGAAGAUGGAUGAGGCGUCUGAAGAGGUGGCAGUGGAGAUAGCUGCACAAGGAGUGCUGGGGAAGAGAGUGGAUGAGAUGGAGGCCGGCUUCAUGAUGGCUUUGGAUUACAUGAUUCAGCUUGCUGAUGAUGACCAAGAUGACAAGCGUAAGUCGCUAUUGGAGGUGAUCAAGGACACAGUCUUAUCCUACCUUACCAAAAAAUGCCCCCCACACGUUCAAGUGAUUGGCCUACUGUGUAGAACUCCUCUGAAAGACAGCAGACAGGAAUUACUACGCAGAGUGGCUGCUGGUGGUGGUGUAUUUCAAAGUAAAAAUGACGUCAAAGUUCAUGUUCCAGCUGCAAAUCUAAAUGAAAUUGCCAAUCAAGCUGAUGAUUUACUGGAGACAAUGGAAACUCGGCCAGUAGUUCCGGAUCGGAAGUUACUUGCAAGGCUUGUUUUGAUCAGAGAGGAAGCUCGAAAUAGGAUGGGCGGUGGAAUACUAGAUGAGAGAAAUGAUCGUGGGUUUAAGACUCUUCCUGAAUCAGAGGUGAACUUCUUAACCAAACUGGUAGCUUUGAAACCGGGGAAGACUGUGGAGGAGAUGAUAAAAAAUGUAAUGGAAGGAAAAGACGAAGGUGCAGAAGAGUCAGGCAGUGAUGACAAAAAUACUACCAGCAAGAAGGGAAGUGGAAUUGCAGGAAGGGAAAGUGUUACAGGACGAAAAGCGCUACCUGUGCGCCCUGGCAUGUUUCUUGAAACUGUAUCCAAGGUCUUAGGUGGCAUAUAUGGAGGAAAUGUCUCUGGCAUCACAGCACAACAUCUAGAAUGGGUUCAUCAAAAGACACUUGAAGUUCUUCAGGAAAUAGCAUUUUAAACGUUUUAUGGUAGAUCAGCCUAUGGAUUUAAUCUUGAGCAGCUGAAAUGGAUAAUAUAUAGACGAGUCUAGUUUCCUUGGUCAUUAUUGCUAACCGAAAAUUAUCAGACAGUUGGUGGGUUGACCGGAGGCUGAAAGAAAAGUUCCUAAAUUCAGGUUUAGAGUGCAGUGGAAACAAGCUGCUUGAACGCUCGCAAGGAGUCUGAAAGAAAAGUUCCUAAAUUCAGGUUAGAGUGCAGUGGAAACAAGCUGCUUGAACUGUCAAAAGCAGGUAGCUGCUGGUACAGAAAAACACUGUUUGGCAGGAAGAAUGUAAACUCCAUUUAGGAUGAAAUGCCUAUUUUUGCUAUCGAUUGCAUAACGUUUGACAGUGCUAGAGCUUGCCUCUGACUAUCUCCUUUUUACAAUGGCCAGCAAGUCAGAAGUGAAGUAUCUCGGUUUCUUCAUCUGUUGUAAAUUGUAAUGACGAGUCCUGUGUUUUAUUUAGUUCCUGAUCAUUUGAAGUUUACUUCCCAUUCAAGUCAUUAAUUUACAACUUGCGAAUUACCCUAAUUGAGCUUUGCAUAUAAGGGUCUUGGGUAUUCUCUAAGAAACUUCU